AUGGAAUCAGGGACCGGAGAUUUGGACAUGAUUUUGAUGGGCAUGGAUACGGGGACCCUGGGCGUGGCAAGGCUUCGCACGGGGCACCUUGUCUGCGUGUACGCAGAGGACUGGGUUCAGUUAGGCAGCGUGCGGACUAGGCUCCUAUCCCUUCGCUCGGCGCUGGAAAUCUCCUUGCGUAGCUUGGAGGAGGGAUAG
Ectocarpus siliculosus is the source of this 198-nucleotide messenger RNA. NCBI's taxonomy places the organism in Eukaryota, Phaeophyceae, Ectocarpales, Ectocarpaceae. The record is from the annotation of a GenBank genome assembly.